This is a messenger RNA of Molossus molossus (Pallas's mastiff bat), 4030 nucleotides long. RefSeq names its product G protein-coupled receptor kinase 3 (gene GRK3). Gene Ontology annotation, biological process: protein phosphorylation; G protein-coupled receptor signaling pathway; regulation of signal transduction. Bases 30 to 2093 code for a protein of 687 amino acids. The record is from RefSeq and is a predicted model, not a curated record. The transcript is spliced from 21 exons. NCBI's taxonomy places the organism in Eukaryota, Metazoa, Chordata, Mammalia, Chiroptera, Molossidae. Gene Ontology annotation, molecular function: G protein-coupled receptor kinase activity; ATP binding; G protein-coupled receptor binding.
AGGAGCCGCCGCCGCCGCCGCUCGCCAACAUGGCGGACCUAGAGGCCGUGCUGGCCGAUGUCAGCUACCUGAUGGCGAUGGAAAAGAGCAAGGCGACCCCGGCCGCCCGCGCCAGCAAGAGGAUCGUCCUGCCGGAGCCCAGUAUCCGGAGUGUGAUGCAGAAGUAUCUUGAGGAAAGAAAUGAAACGACGUUUGACAAGAUUUUCCAUCAGAAAAUUGGUUUCUUGCUAUUUAAAGAUUUUUGUUUGAAUGAAAUUAAUGAAGCUGUACCUCAGGUGAAGUUUUAUGAAGAGAUAAAAGAAUAUGAAAAGCUUGAUAAUGAGGAAGAUCGCCUCUGCAGAAGUCGACAGAUUUACGACACGUACAUCAUGAAGGAGCUGCUGUCUUGUUCGCACCCAUUCUCAAAGCAAGCUGUAGAACACGUACAGAACCAUCUGUCCAAGAAACAGGUGACAUCAGCUCUCUUCCAGCCAUACAUAGAAGAAAUUUGUGAAAGUCUUCGAGGCAACAUUUUCCAAAAAUUUAUGGAAAGUGACAAGUUCACUAGAUUCUGUCAGUGGAAAAACGUAGAAUUAAAUAUCCAUUUGACCAUGAAUGAUUUCAGCGUCCACAGGAUCAUUGGACGGGGAGGCUUCGGAGAAGUAUAUGGUUGCAGGAAAGCAGACACUGGGAAAAUGUAUGCAAUGAAAUGCUUAGAUAAGAAGAGGAUCAAGAUGAAACAGGGAGAAACAUUAGCCUUAAAUGAGCGGAUUAUGUUGUCACUUGUGAGUACAGGAGAUUGCCCUUUCAUCGUCUGUAUGACCUACGCCUUCCACACUCCAGACAAGCUCUGCUUCAUCCUGGACCUGAUGAACGGGGGCGAUCUGCACUAUCACCUGUCGCAGCACGGCGUGUUCUCUGAGACGGAGAUGCGCUUCUACGCCACGGAGAUCAUCCUGGGGCUGGAGCACAUGCACACCCGCUCCGUCGUGUACCGAGACCUGAAGCCCGCAAAUAUCCUCCUGGAUGAAUACGGACACGUCAGGAUAUCCGACCUCGGUCUGGCCUGCGAUUUCUCCAAAAAGAAGCCGCACGCGAGUGUGGGCACCCAUGGGUACAUGGCUCCCGAGGUCCUGCAGAAGGGGACGGCGUACGACAGCAGUGCCGACUGGUUCUCCCUGGGCUGCAUGCUGUUCAAACUUCUGAGAGGUCACAGCCCUUUCAGACAACAUAAAACCAAAGAUAAGCAUGAAAUAGACCGGAUGACACUCACUGCGAACGUGGAACUUCCAGAGACCUUCUCCCCCGAGCUGAAGUCCCUCCUGGAGGGUCUGCUCCAGCGAGAAGUCAGCAAGCGGCUUGGCUGUCGCGGAGGCGGGGCUCAGGAAGUCAGAGAGCACGGCUUCUUCAAGGGCAUCGACUGGCAGCACGUCUACUUGCAAAAGUAUCCUCCACCCUUGAUUCCUCCCCGGGGGGAGGUCAACGCUGCCGACGCCUUUGACAUUGGCUCCUUUGAUGAAGAGGACACCAAAGGCAUCAAGCUCCUGGACUGCGACCAGGAGCUGUACAAGAACUUCCCGCUGGUGGUGUCGGAGCGCUGGCAGCAGGAGGUGGUGGAGACCAUCUACGAGACGGUGAACGCGGACACGGACAAGAUCGAGGCCCGGAAGAGAGCCAAAAAGCAGCUCGGCCAGGAGGAAGAUUAUGCUCUGGGAAAAGACUGCAUCAUGCACGGGUACAUGCUGAAGCUGGGAAACCCAUUUCUGACCCAGUGGCAGCGUCGGUAUUUUUACCUCUUUCCGAACAGACUGGAAUGGAGAGGAGAGGGAGAGUCCCGGCAAAAUUUACUGACGAUGGAGCAGAUUCUGUCUGUGGAAGAAACUCAGAUUAAAGACAAAAAGUGCAUUUUGUUGAGGAUAAAAGGAGGGAAGCAAUUUGUCUUGCAAUGUGAGAGCGACCCGGAGUUUGUGCAGUGGAAGAAGGAGCUGACCGAGACGUUCACGGAGGCCCAGCGACUACUGCGCCGUGCUCCCAAGUUCCUCAACAAGUCUCGGACGGGUGUCCUGGAGCUCUCAAAGCCCCCCCUCUGUCACAGGAACAGCAACGGCCUCUGACAGCCGGGACCGCAGGGCCCUGCGGGAGACGGGGCCUCGAGGGAGUCCACGCGGGCGUGUCCAGCCCUUGGAAGGGAGCCUGUGGGAGGAGGAGGGGAUGAGAGGACGGUCGCUCAUCUCGGGCUCCCACCGCGGGAAGGCCGGGGCGCUGCGGCCCUCCAGCAGGAGCCGUGCCCAGGCCCAGGCCCGGCGGCCUCCCUCCCUCCCGGGUGCCCGCCACCUCGCAUUAGUCCAUGCUCGAAACUACUGAAGAGAGAGUGUUCGUUUUGCUGCACACUCAUUUUGGUUACCUGUGAACCUAGAACUUGAGAUGAUUGCUACUCGGCACUCCGAUUCUCACGUCUGAUGCGGAGCCGGAGUCACGCUGCCUGAGGGGCUGGUGAUGAUCGCCCAGUGCUGGCGGGUCCUCCUUCUCCCUGGCGGUCACCGCUCCUACUCCUGGGGGGAGCAGCGUGCGUGUUCCCUGCGGCUCAGGCCCACUCGGGGUUGUGUGGGCUGGAAAGCCGACUGCACUUCCUGGGACGGCUGCACGGGCGCCCCGGCCCGGGCCUGCCUCCCACGGAUCUGGGUCCCGGGCAGGCGGGCAGGCGUGCGGCCCAGCGCCCCGGCGCUGCUCUGAACCGCGGGCUCCGCAGUCAGCCGCCGGGAGAGUUGACAGCGAUUCCGAAGGCGAGGCGUGGGGUUUUCCGUUUCGGGGCAGUGGUGAUUUUCAGAAGCCUUCAAGUAAACAGCACUUUCCCGUGUCUGGGUGCACAGGAACACUUGGGCUGAGUCCGCCGGGUGUCGAGGACGAGACCUGUGACGCGGUCACUCUGGUUCCUUCCGCUAGACCUCAGGACACACGCCCGGUGGAUGUGUGAAGGGCAGGUCUGUGUCCCCUUCUGGUAGGAUUUGAAGCGUCCUGUUCUUCGUGCAGCUUUCUUGUCCCUAAGUUGACUGCUAACAAUAAUACAUAACUUGACCUCCUGAGCACCGGCAUCCUGUCCUUGAUGUUUUCAGCGGCUCCAGAUCUUUGCUUUGCAUCUGUGUGCUGUGUCCCCCAGAAAGGGGUGCUUCUGAAUGAAGGUGUGUGUGAGAGUUGGCAGGAUCAUUCCUGAACGUCUUUGGGUUCACAGGCGUUACUCUGGGAAAGAAAUUGGGAGGGUCUCUGUCCAGCUCAACUCUGGGUUGGAGUUUAGGUGAACACAUGUGUUCUGUUGCCUGUUCUUUCUCAUGUAGGAGGAGGGAUGCGCUAUUCACAUGCAUUCUCGAUUUUAAACGGGAAGAAUUGUAAUUAAGUUCUAUUUAUUUAAAAAAGAAAAGGCAAAAAACAAACAAACACAAACUACUGAGACAGAAAAGCAGUUGUUCACAGGCAUGUUCUUGUCACCGCAGCACGCAUGCUCCGCGUGUGGAGGGCAGACACCUCGGAGCCCGUGUCUCUGCUGGACGGCCUGAGCCUCCUGUGCAGAAGGCACGCAGACCCCUCCUGGGUCUGGGCUCAGCAGCUCACUUUUCAUACCUAGGCCACUAGCUUCACCGAUUCUCUUCUCUCUGAAAAAUACAAUGUUUGUCUGGAGUGGAAGGUAAGGUGAAUCUCUCUUUUAGAAAUUUAGAAAUUGCUUCUAAGAAAUUAGCCCGAGAAGCCUUUUGGGUCAUACUUAUUCCAAGUAAACAUCUAUGUUCGCCCAGGUCACGCUUGAUUCAGUGACAUGGUGAGGACUUGGCAUAGGUGGAAUGUAUUGUACUCAGAUCGGGGUGUCGGCCCCCCGAGGCUGGUCUCUGGUUGGGUUGGGGUCUGGUCGGCAGUCCUGGGGAGGCCGGUGGGAGUCCUGGCGUAGUGGCUGUAGGAACUGUAAGAGAGUUAUGUCACCCUUGAUGUUGGACCCUUCCUAUGUUGGAAUCAUUAAAAAAGACAAAAUCCUGCACAAGUUUUCUCAUUAUUUUAGAUAUAUGUG